UUGAAAACAUGGCUGCGCCCAGGUGACGUGGAUAGUUGGGUUUAAUUGUAAGCAUCUUUUUGUGUUUAUUUUUGUUUUAAUGCCUUUGCGUAUAUUUAAAGGUAUACUCACACCUGCAAUGUAGCACCGGAAUGAUGGGCGAAGUUGCCACUCACAGUCAACAGAUUGAUUAAAACAAUAUUUGGGAGCGACAAACAUGAUGGUUAUCACUUACGUUUCGUUCAUCAUCCUAAGCAUUGGCUGUCUGGCACUAGUAUUCUGGACAAAUAAGCAAAAGAAUCAACCUCCAAUCGGAAACAACCCAAGUUUUAUUAAGUUCCAAAAUGGAUAUUUCGCUGCCUAUUUUCUGGCCUUAGCAGCCGAUUGGUUACAAGGACCAUAUCUUUACAAACUAUAUAGCCACUACGGCUUUCUAGAGGACCAGAUAGCAGUGCUGUAUGUGUGUGGAUUUGUAUCAUCAGUGUUGCUUGGGACAUGGGCACCUAUAGCAGCAGAUAGAUUUGGUCGCCAGAAACUAUGUCUACUGUUCACACUCAUGUAUUCCUUGGCAUGCUUUUUAAAGUUGUCAAGAAGUUAUGGCAUUCUUAUCAUUGGGAGGGUACUGGGCGGUGUUUCCAACUCCCUUUUGUUCACAGCCUUUGAGGCAUGGUAUGUCCAUGAACAUAUGGAGACACACGACUUUCCCAAGGAAUGGAUUCAAGUGACAUUUGCCAAAGCCUCCAUGUGGAAUGGAAUAAUUGCUAUAAUUGCAGGAGUUGUCGCUAAUGCUUCCACAGAGUGGCUGUCUUUGGGACCAGUUUCACCAUUUAUGCUGGCAGUCCCAUGCCUUAUUGCUUCAGGUGUUGUUGUUGGUACACAGUGGAAAGAAAACUAUGGCACCAGAAAAAUUCAGUUUAUGAAGUCCUUUCAGGGAGGACUGAAAGUAAUAGGCACAGAUCAAAGAAUAUUCCUCCUUGGAACUAUUUCAUCUCUGUUUGAAAGUGUAAUGUAUAUUUUUGUAUUUAUUUGGACACCAGUUUUGGAUCCUGGGAAGCCUUCUCUCGGAAUCACAUUCUCUAGUUUCAUGGUGUGCAUUAUGAUAGGGAAUACCCUCUACCAGUUACUGACAUUGAAAAAAGUUACAGUUACAAAUUUACUUGCUACAGCAGCAUUAUUAGCCCUUGCAUCAAGUGUUCUUUGUGUCCUCUCAACUCAUCCAGACAAGACAAACAGAAACCUAUCUUUCAUCGCUUUCCUGGUAAUGGAAGUAGCAGUUGGUCUCUAUUUCCCAGCAAUGACCUUUAUGAGAAGUAAAAUCAUUCCAGAAGCUCAUCACAUUAGUAUCAUGAACUUUUUCAGAGUCCCUCUGAAUUUCUGUGCUUGUUUCAUACUGAUGAUGAUGCAUGAUCCCAACUUCAGACAUGGGAACCGGCUGAUCUUUGUGGUUUGCACUGUGUUGAUGGGAGUGUGUGUAGGUGCUGUUUACAGUCUUAUUGCAUUGAUAAAAAAUGACGAGGAACUGAAAGCUAAACCAAAUGAUGAUGGCUCUUCUAGUGUACUAGUUUAAAGAAAGUUAAACAUCAAAGGAGCUGGAACUGAAUAUUUUGGUAGAUUUGCUUAAUUGGUUAAUUUUCAAAAUGAGAUAUAUAUUGGGUCAGGUGAUUUUUAUAAAGAUAAAAUAAAUAAAAUAUAAAAAAUAUAUUAUUUCAUCGCUCACACCUUAAAUUUUGGUAUGUCAAGCCAGAUAUGCACGCAGUUUGAUUUUCUACAACGAAAUGAUAUGGAAACCCACCACUUAUCUCAUUAGCAAAGAACCAAGUUAUAUAUCGUGUACUUGCUCAAGAAUAUGAACAUUCGGGAUAUGAACGUUGCUUCUUGAAAUUGUGCAAUUAUUAUAAUAACCAAUUACAAUUUUAACAUUGUUACUUGCUUUGCAUAAGUAUAUGCCACUGAAGUGCACUUUGUGUAAUAUUUAAGACCUAAAAUCAGGUUGUGAUCGGGACAUGGAUAGCAAAAGGUUUCUUAUUCAUCUGUCCUAUUGGUUAAUUGCUUUUUAUUGAAUAAAGAAAGGCUAUGGAACCAGAAAA
Molecule: messenger RNA, 2066 nt
Organism: Lingula anatina
Lineage: Eukaryota; Metazoa; Brachiopoda; Lingulata; Lingulida; Lingulidae
Product: solute carrier family 61 member 1
Biological process (GO): molybdate ion transport
Cellular component (GO): membrane
Molecular function (GO): molybdate ion transmembrane transporter activity
Source: RefSeq, a predicted model, not a curated record